Messenger RNA from Brassica rapa (field mustard), 1248 nucleotides. RefSeq lists its product as uncharacterized. Lineage: Eukaryota; Viridiplantae; Streptophyta; Magnoliopsida; Brassicales; Brassicaceae. The record is from RefSeq and is a predicted model, not a curated record.
AUGGCAUCUUCUUCUGGUAAUAAUCCUGAUGAUUUUGAUCAAUAUUUUGAUCAAUAUGUUGAUCAAUGUAUUGAUCAAACGUUCGAGAAUCUUGUCGCUGCUUAUGGUGGUCAAGAAGAGGAGAGGUCGGAAAGGAAAAAACGUGUUUAUAUCGAAAGAAACCGUGAAGCAGGCCAUAUACGUUUAUGGAAUGAUUAUUUCAGUGAAACUCCCACGUAUCCUGAAAAAUUCUUCCGACGACGAUUUAGAAUGAAUAGGCGAUUGUUCAUGCACAUUGUUGAUCGACUCUCCAACGAAGUUCACUUCUUUCGCCAAAAGAAAGAUGGUCUUGGAAGGCUUGGGCUCUCUACACUCCAAAAGUGUACCGCAGCUAUUCGUGUCUUGGCAUAUGGUACUGCGGCGGAUACGGUCGACGAAUACCUCCGGCUCGGUGAAACUACAACUCGGGCGUGUGUGGAAAAGUUUGUGGAAGGAAUAAUAAAUUUAUUCGGCGCUGAGUACCUGAGGAGACCAACACCCGCUGAUCUUCAACGUCUACUUGAUAUUGGUGAGCAGCGUGGAUUUCCCGGGAUGAUAGGAAGCAUCGAUUGUAUGCAUUGGGAGUGGAAGAAUUGUCCCACGGCUUGGAAAGGGCAAUAUUCUCGGGGUUCGGGUAAGCCAACCAUCGUUUUAGAGGCCGUUGCUUCAUAUGAUCUCUGGAUAUGGCAUGCUUUUUUUGGACCUCCAGCUCCGCAAGUCACUUACUCCGUCAAUGGAAGAGAGUACCAAUUGGCUUACUAUCUCACCGAUGGGAUUUAUCCGAAAUGGGCAACUUUUAUCCAAUCUAUUCAAAUACCACAAGACCCGAAAGCAGUUUUAUUUGCUCAGUGUCAAGAAGCUGCCCGAAAAGAUGUCGAGCGUGCUUUUGGAGUCUUGCAAGCUCGUUUUGCCAUUGUUAAGAAUCCGGCACUUUUUUGGGACAAAGUCAAAAUUGGGAAUAUUAUGAGAGCGUGUAUCAUACUCCAUAAUAUGAUUGUAGAAGACGAAAGAGAUGGAUACACCCAUCUCAAUGUUUCAGAGUUCCAACAUGGAGAAGACGCCGGAAGUUCACAUGUCGAUCUCACGUAUUCUACAGAUAUGCCUUCAAAUAUCGCCAAUAUGAUGGGUGUUCGAACACGAAUUCGUGAUAAACAAAUGCAUCAACGCCUGAAAGCUGAUUUGGUUGAACAUAUAUGGCGUAAAUUUGGAGGUGAUGAAGACAACAACUGA